UCAUUUCUAUAUACAGGGAAGAAAGGGGAAGCAGGCCAAAAUCCUAAACUAGUUUCUAUGAUCGAAGGUUAGAAGCCCCAAAAUCCCAUUUCCUCUAAGCUCGCCCAACCACGACUCGCCGGCGGCCGCCCCCCAAACCCUCGCCGCCUUCGUCUCCCCCCUCCCCUCCGAACAGAGGAAUUCUUCGUCUUCCACGCGGGAUUCCAUCGAAUUCGGCGGAGCCUUGGCAGGAUUCCCGAGCCAACCCCUCGGGACCUCCGAACCGGCACCUGCAGGCAGCGAGAUGGGGGCGAACGCCAACCCCUCUGGCUCCCUGGGCGGUCCUCACCGCCACCUCUCCUCCCUGGUGUCCGCGCCGCAGCAGCAGGGUGUAGCGGGGAGCACCGUGGCCGCGCUGCGGCGCGACCCAGGGCUCACCGUGCGGUGGUCGCCCGAGGAGCAGGUCCUGCUCGACAACGGGCUGGCCAAGUAUGCGGCUGACACAGCUGUAGUUCGCUAUGCAAAAAUUGCUAUGAGUCUGCCUGACAAGACUGUGCGAGAUGUUGCCCUGCGUUGCAGAUGGAUGGCUAAAAAAGAGAGUAGCAAGAAAAGGAAGGAUGAAUUAUCUAAGAAAAGCAAAGAGAAGGAAAGAGUUGGUGACUCUUCAUCAAAAGGUCCAGCACAUCUAGUAGGACGACCUAAUGGCCCACCAUAUAAUCUUCAUGUUCUUCCUAUGGAUGAUGAUGAUGUUUCGUACAAAGCAAUUGGAGGCCCAACUGGACAGCUUCUAGAGCACAAUGCACAGAUCUUAAAUCAAAUAUAUACAAAUAUUUCAAACAUGCAGGUACAAGAUAACCUCUCUCUUCUAUGCCAAACAAAGGAUAAUAUACUCACAGUUCUGAAAGGGAUAAGUGAUGUUCCUGAAAUAAUGAGGCAGAUGCCACCCCUUCCUGUAAAGUUACAUGAAGAUCUGGCCAACUCCAUACUGCCAAGGUCUUCAGGUACAUGAUGUUUUCCGCUGUUGGCUCGUUCAAUCACCCUUGCAUGGAUCAGUGUAGAAAGUUUGGCCAUAUGGAAAAGGUUUCUAUAGGUACCAGAUAGAUACCUGUUUUUGCUGUCCAGGUCUUAAAUCGGGACUUGUAACACCUUUCUCCAUUAUAUCUUGGUUCUAUUUGUUCCGCUGAUCGUAUAUGUUGGAUGUACAAAGCCGUCAGUUUCAGUCAAACAAGUUUGUAGAAAAAAAAUAUGGUUGUAUGGUUAAACAUCUGUACAGUGCACCCGUGAAAAGAAUAGCAGUUUUCUGUUUCA
Phragmites australis (common reed) is the source of this 1287-nucleotide messenger RNA. RefSeq lists its product as uncharacterized. Bases 284 to 988 code for a protein of 234 amino acids. The record is from RefSeq and is a predicted model, not a curated record. NCBI's taxonomy places the organism in Eukaryota, Viridiplantae, Streptophyta, Magnoliopsida, Poales, Poaceae. The transcript has 7 exons.